UGGAAAUCUGAAGCCGGAAGUUGCCGUGAAUCGUGAAGUUCUGGGGGAAGCUGCUUGGUCAACUCAUAUUCAAAACUUUGGUCAGACUUAUUUAACUGCUGUCUUUACAAGCUGAAUCUGUAGUUUCCUGACUGCUCCUGUUCGUACUGGUUUCGUGGCUUCCAGUCGAGUGUGAAGUGGCGUUUAAAGUGCUCCUCAUGGCAUUAUUUUGGGCGAGAGAGCAGUAAUUCGCAGAGCCCUGUUGAUCAGAUCAGCCAGAGGUCGCAGAACUGCAGUGUAAGCGGUGGUCUCUCAGGACUGUAAGAUGACGGAGUAUAAGUUAGUUGUUGUGGGAGCAGGUGGUGUUGGGAAGAGUGCUUUAACCAUCCAGCUCAUUCAAAAUCAUUUUGUGGAUGAAUAUGACCCUACUAUUGAGGACUCUUACAGGAAGCAGGUGGUGAUUGACGGUGAGACGUGUCUGCUGGACAUCCUGGACACUGCAGGUCAGGAAGAGUACAGCGCAAUGAGGGACCAGUACAUGAGGACAGGAGAGGGUUUCCUCUGUGUCUUUGCCAUAAACAACCUCAAAUCCUUCGCCGAUGUGCAUUUGUACAGAGAACAGAUCAAGCGUGUAAAGGACUCCGAUGAUGUUCCCAUGGUCCUAGUAGGGAACAAGUGCGAUUUGGCCAGAACGGUGGACACCAAGCAAGCUCAGGAACUUGCCAGAAGCUACGGCAUUGAGUUUGUAGAAACUUCUGCCAAGACCAGACAGGGGGUUGAGGACGCUUUUUACACCCUCGUCCGUGAGAUCCGACAUUAUCGCAUGAAAAAGCUCAACAGCAGAGAAGACAGGAAGCAGGGCUGUCUGGGUGUGUCCUGUGAAGUCAUGUGACUGCACUGCCUCCCCCUUUGUUUUUUGUUUUUAUUAGCAGUGUGUUGACCAGGCAGCUAGAAGCCACGUGACUGCGUGUGUGCAGAGUUCGCCCUCUGCUGGCUGAAAGGGAUUCAUGCACAACUGGUCAUCUUUCCUGUUGGCCUGCUGUAAUAGAAAAAUGAGGCCUUUGGACAUUUACAUGUUUAAACAGAGGCUCGUUUGUCUCAUUUAGUACUUGGGUUUUCCCUGUUCAUUGGGAAGAAAAAUGUAAACAGGCAUUGAGUUCUUCUUUCUUGGCUUCUGAGCUGUUAUGAACACGACAACACAUUGGCGUUGAUGAACAUAAAUUCUAAAUUGCAGAAUGGUGCAUCUCAUAAAAACAUGCCCACGUUUCACCACAAAAUUUUAAGAAUUCAGAAAUUAUGUAUUGAAGCUUUUUUCACGUUUUAAAAUGUUCAUAGACAUCCCUCCCUGAAAUUCUCCUUGUAAUGCAUCCAAAUGUUUUAUUUUUAAUUCCCAUUAUUCUCAUUGGUGAUACCCAUUGUUGUGAUGCAGUACAUUUUACUGUAAUAUAGCUUAAAUAUACUAUAUAUGCAUAAAUACUUCAGUUUUUUUCUCUAAUGAGAAUUAGAGGGAGAUGUGCUUAAUUGUCAGAAAAUGUGACAAAAGUCCAAAAACUUGUAAUAGUCUUUAUUAUCAUUAUUAAAAUUGUCCACCCAAAAUCUCAGACCUGAAAAGAGAGAACAUGAAAUGCCCUUUAAUCUUAAUCCGAAGGGUCAAUGCUCAGGAAUACUGUGAACGCAGAAGAUCUUCAGAAAUGUAUGGGAUAUUUCUAUUUCUUUCUUUCCCUUUAGCCUUUCUUUUCACCCUUUUUUAUUUUUUGUUGUAGCCAAAGAGAUUGUUUAGCAUUUACGUUUACCAUUUUGUCUCUCAUACUGUAGUUCUUCACUCUAGACUCUAGAGUUUCUUUUAUCCUCUUUGCUGUCAGAUGUUAAUUGCAUAUUUUGACAUAUAAUACAUAAUGAAUAGAAUGACUUGGUUUAGAUACAGAAAAUCAGAUUUCCAACAUGGGAUGUGAUGGAUCUUACUUAAAGGGCCUUCUGAAUCUUGGUGCUGCUGGUGUAAAGCACAUGCCAAAUCUGUGUGCCACCUUCUGCGUCCUGUACAGCAUGACAUCUUUUAGUCCAUGUUAAAUAAUGUCUUAAAUCUUCAAAUGAAAGCUGUAAAAAUGCAUUUAGCUGGGAUUUUAACAGACUACAGUAAGGUUUGCUGCAAUGUUUAUUUUCAAGUCUGUUCUUGAAAGCCAGUGAAGGUUUAUCAAGACGUUAAAACUAUUAUUGGUGUUGACUAUUGUGUUAUUUAUAAGGCAUUUAUAUGAACCUGUGCCUGAUUUCAUUAACAGUGAAAUCUGUAAACAUGUUCCCAUUAAUCGUACUGUGUUUGCGUUUGGCCUUCUGUCUUUGCUUUAACAGAGGCAGGAUGUUUUCUAUAGAAUACAAACUAAGUUUGCCAUUACAUUAACAAUCCUUUCUUUUUCAGCUAUAUGAAAACUAUAUUAUUAUAAUUUUUUUUUUACUAUCUUAUUACUAUCUCAGACUUUCUUUAGUCAGAAAAUUGUGAAACAAACAUUUCAUGUCUUUUUUUGGGGUGGAAAUUUGUUUAUCCGAUGUUUAAUGUGCCUAUCAUAUUACAACAAGUUUUACCAGUAAAUUAAUUGAAAACUGA
Messenger RNA from Carassius gibelio (silver crucian carp), 2578 nucleotides. Its product is annotated as GTPase NRas-like. Bases 305 to 871 code for a protein of 188 amino acids. Gene Ontology annotation, cellular component: plasma membrane. The record is from RefSeq and is a predicted model, not a curated record. Gene Ontology annotation, molecular function: GTPase activity; GTP binding; GDP binding. Gene Ontology annotation, biological process: Ras protein signal transduction. The transcript is spliced from 5 exons. NCBI's taxonomy places the organism in Eukaryota, Metazoa, Chordata, Actinopteri, Cypriniformes, Cyprinidae.